CCAGGCACUCAUCCGUGCUUCUCCAGGGCACAACAUCUCUCAGAGGAGCAUACUGGUCCAAGAAGCAAGAGGCAAAGAAGAAAAUCACUCUGCAGGAGAAAUAAGGGAUGAAAAUGUCAUGGGCUUCCCUCAGCAGCUCCUGAUGUUACCACAAGGACCCUUCACCCUAGCCCAAGAUAAACUUGUGGCCAAAGCAGCCACAACCUCAGCUGCUGUUGUCACUUCACGGGCUGGGAGCUCUCCUGGAGAAAGAUAAGAGCGAGUUGAGACUUUAAUUGUACCUGUCAGGUUUGUGUGCAGGUAAAACGAUUUCCAGAGCUUGUCCUGGGUGAACAAAUGCUCCUGAGAUGUCCUCACAAGGCUCACGGUACCCAGCAAAGCUGACCAUAAACCCACGGGCCACUAGGUGGACUCACAAUAAACCAGAACUGCAGAAUGAGAGCUCCUGACUGGCUUCCACAUCUCUGGGAAGAACCUGCUCAAAGCAGAUGCACUAAGAGUGAGUCUCACCACAGGCAAGGACAGAAAACCCAGCAGCCUGCAUCCAGCCUCCACCACUUGGUCACCAGAUACUGGCUAGAACAUGGUCAACAGACCAAGCAAAAGUUUCUUUUGGCAGCUCCCUGGCAGAGCUGACCCUCCAGGAUGGGUGAGCCAAGAGUGUGGGGACAAGCACUUGCUCUCCAAGCUGGACUGCUGAUAGGGAUCAGAUAAAAACAGCCAGGCUGGAAGUCUGCAGGGCUGUAGGACAGACAUCAAGGCACCGCUGUGUGCUGAGUUUGCUUUCUCCAGCCAGGCUAGUGACCACAUCUAAGGCAGAAGAUCUGCCCCAGUGUUGCAAAACAGAUCUGCUUGGGAGCAGAGCAACCAAUAUUUCCAGCAGUGUUCCUGACAUCAGCCUUCCCUUACUUCCCAGUAGCCCAGCUGGUUGGGAUCACUGAUGGUGGAUAAAGGAGAUCCAGCUCUCCCACUAGCUUCAAACAGACUGAAUUAGCAUGGACUGCUAUGGGACAGCUCUGCUGGCAGAGAGUAGCUGUGCCAACACAGCUGUCAGUGAGGUGAGCCACCAGCCAGACCCUGUGUUCUUCCCCAGGGAUGAUAUCCACCACGCACCCACCUCAUCCUGUCCCAUCAUGGGGACACUGAAGCAGCAGGCUCAGAGGGCAAGCAAGGAAUGCCCUGGGGCAGAGUGGUGCUGCUGGGACAUGUCUGGACAGUGUCCCAUCCCAGGCCUCCCAAGAGGAGAAGCAAACCUGGUGGUCUGGAGCAUGGAGAAGCAGGUGUGCAGAACAUGGCCCUGGAGUGGACCCCAAAGCCACACAAACUUGUUCCCGUUGGAGCUACAAAUACUGGUGAUUUGAGAUUUGAGCUCAUCCCACACUGUUCUUGCGUGAGCAAGGACCAGAAAAAUGAAUAUCCAGGGGAAAGGCUUCCCCUUGGACCUUGGAGGAAGCUUCACUGAAGAUGCUCCAAGGCCACCGGUUCCAGGUGAGGAGGGAGAACUCGUGUCCACGGAUCCCAGGCCGGUUAGCCACGGUUUCUACUCCAGUAAAAGUGACGUGGUUAGAAAUGAGACGUCCACCGCGACACCGAGGCGCUCCGAUUUGGAUUUGGGGUACGAGCCUGAGGGGAGUGCAUCGCCAACUCCACCCUACCUGAAGUGGGCUGAGUCGCUGCACUCCUUGCUGGAUGACCAAGAUGGUAUCAACCUCUUCAGGACGUUCCUGAAACAGGAGGACUGCGCGGAUCUGCUGGACUUCUGGUUCGCCUGCAGCGGCUUCAGGAAGCUGGAGCCCUGCGCGUCCAACGAGGAAAAAAGACUCAAGCUGGCAAAAGCCAUUUACAAAAAAUACAUCCUGGACAACAACGGCAUCGUGUCCCGGCAGAUCAAACCAGCCACAAAGAGCUUCAUCAAAGACUGUGUCAUGAAACUGCAGAUUGACCCUGACAUGUUUGACCAGGCCCAAACAGAGAUCCAGUGCAUGAUAGAAGACAACACCUACCCCUUGUUCCUCAAGUCGGAUAUUUAUUUGGAAUACACAAGGACAGGUGGGGAAAGCCCCAAAAUUUACAGCGAUCCGAGCUCAGGGUCUGGGACCGGUAAAGGGCUGCCUGGUUAUCUGCCAACUCUGAAUGAGGAUGAGGAGUGGAAGUGUGACCAAGAGGCCGAGCCCGAGGCCAACAGGGACUCAGCACCUUCCAGCAGGCUCACGCAGAAGCUGCUCCUGGAGACGGUCCCGCAGCGUGCCGCCUCGGCGCGGCGCUACAGCGAGGGGAGAGAGUUCAGGCAUGGGUCGUGGAGAGAGCCUGUUAACCCUUACUAUGUCAACACAGGCUACGCUUUGGCCCCAGCCACCAGCGCCAACGACAGCGAGCAGCAGAGCAUGUCCAGCGAUGCCGACACGAUGUCUCUGACAGACAGCAGUGUAGAUGGGAUCCCUCCGUACAGGCUCCGCAAGCAGCAUCGCCGAGAGAUGCAAGAAAGUGCCAAAGCAAACGGACGAGUGCCACUACCUCACAUUCCUCGGACGUACCGAAUGCCAAAGGACAUCCACGUGGAGCCGGAGAAGUUUGCCGCAGAGCUGAUCAACCGCCUGGAGGAAGUGCAGAGGGAGCGCGAGGCGGAGGAGAAGCUGGAGGAGCGCCUCAAACGCGUUCGAGCGGAAGAAGAGGGUGAGGAUGCAGAUGUCUCUUCUGGGCCCUCAGUCCUUAGCCACAAGAUGCCUUCUGCCCAAGCCUUUCAUCACUUUGCUCCUCGUUACGCUGAGAUGGGCUGUGCUGGGAUGCAGAUGAGGGAUGCCCACGAGGAAAACCCCGAGAGCAUCCUGGAUGAGCACGUGCAGCGUGUGAUGAAGACCCCAGGCUGCCAGUCCCCGGGGCCCGGCCGCCACUCUCCCAAGCCGCGGUCCCCCGAGAGCGGCCACCUGGGGAAGCUGGCAGGGACACUGGGCACCGCUCCUCCGGGGCACGGCAAGCACGCAACCAAAUCAGGAAUGAAACUGGAUGCAGCUAACUUGUACCACCACAAACACAUCUACCACCACAUCCAUCACCACAGCGGGAUGAAGCCAAAAGAGCAGAUCGAGGCCGAGGCCACGCAGCGGGUGCAGAGCAGCUUCGCCUGGAACGUCGAUCCGCACAACUAUGCAACCAAGGCACGGAACUACACCGAGAGCUUGGGCAUGGCCCCCGGCCCCAUGGACUCCUUAGGCUACAGUGGGAAAGCCAGUCUGCUCUCCAAAAGAAAUGGUAAGAAGACUGAUUCAGGGAAAAGUGAUGGUGCCAACUAUGAGAUGCCAGGAUCUCCUGAAGACGUGGAGAGAAACCAGAAGAUCCUUCAGUGGAUCAUAGAAGGAGAGAAGGAGAUCAGCAGGCAUAAGAAAACAAACCAUGGCUCUUCAGGUGCUAAGAAGCAGCUGUCCCAUGACGUGGGCAGACCUCUCUCCAUCGAGCGACCUGUGGCGGUGCAUCCCUGGGUCAGCGCCCAGCUCCGGAACGUCGUCCAACCCUCGCACCCCUUCAUCCAGGAUCCUACCAUGCCGCCCAACCCAGCCCCCAACCCUCUCACCCAGCUGGAGGAAGCUCGCAGGAGGUUGGAGGAGGAGGAAAAAAGGGCUGGAAAACUCCCUCCUAAGCAAAGGUUGAAGCCCCAGAAGAGGCCGGGCAGUGGCACCUCCCAGCCGUGUGAGAACAUCGUGGUCGCCUACUACUUCUGCGGGGAGCCCAUCCCCUACCGCACCCUCGUCAAAGGGCGUGUGGUGACACUGGGACAGUUCAAGGAGCUGCUGACUAAGAAAGGGAACUACAGGUAUUACUUCAAGAAAGUGAGUGACGAGUUCGACUGCGGCGUGGUGUUCGAGGAGGUGCGGGAGGACGACACCAUCCUGCCCAUCUUCGAGGAGAAGAUCAUCGGCAAGGUGGAGAAGAUUGACUAAGCUCCAGAGCUGCCAAGGCAUGAGGACAGGACUGUGAAAGACUCUGGGACCCGCAGGAGAGGGCCUGGGGCAGACGCUGGCAGCGCUGCUGCUGGCAGGUGCCAGCUGAGCCCAGGGCAGAGGGCGGCAAUCUGCCCUGCUCUGGCACGGACCUGGGCGAGCUCCCAGCUGCCGGUGGACAUCGUCUCACCUGAGGGAGCUGCUGGUGGGAGCCUGAGCUCCCUCUCCAUGCCGAAUUUAAGUGUAAUGUAGCAUUGUACAGUGCGUUAGAAAGUGUAAUAUGACCUUGUUUACUAAAGCUGCAUAUUUUUGAUAUAUUGUAAUAAAAGGAGAAUAUUUCCCAUGUCACAGUGCUCUUAUGUCAGUGUCCAACCUGCAGGUACUGCACAGCCAGUGCCCAGCUGCUCCUCGCCUCCACAGCCCCCUGUCCCCCACUGGGGACGGCCUCAGAGCGGUGCCGGGGCAGAGCUGCUGUCCCCCAGCCAACAUGGAAGGCCCUGCUCGAGAGGGGCUGUGGCUCAGCUCACCUCAGAAGACCAUUGAGUCAUUCAGAACAAGGUGGUCUCCCACCUGCCUGGCAGUCUCAGCUGCUGGAUGUGAUAGGAUGGUUUUGUUCCUCCUGAGCUUUCUUGUGACCAACUGAAUCCCCAAAGGCUGUCUAGGUCAGUGCCAGCUCACCGGGCUGGGGCUUCCCAUGGGGUGAGGUGCAGCUCA
Messenger RNA from Dryobates pubescens (Downy woodpecker), 4649 nucleotides. RefSeq names its product axin 1 (gene AXIN1). Gene Ontology annotation, biological process: negative regulation of canonical Wnt signaling pathway. The transcript is spliced from 11 exons. Bases 1410 to 3935 code for a protein of 841 amino acids. Lineage: Eukaryota; Metazoa; Chordata; Aves; Piciformes; Picidae. The record is from RefSeq and is a predicted model, not a curated record.